UGUGUAGAAUAAUGGUCAAAGAAGGUUAUAGUAGUGGAUAACCAUUAAAAUUAUUCAUAUUGAAUUGGUACUAUUUGGACAAUUAUCUUUUUUUUAAAUUACUUAUUUCACAGAAAACGUUAUCUUCAAUUGAUCGAUUAGUAGUAAUUCUCAAAUAAUAAGAUUAAUUUUGGAACAGAAUUUUCUGUAAAAAUGAAAAUGAAAAUCAGGCAGAAUACAGUGUAUUUAUGUACGUCAAUGUACAUACAAGUUAAAGUGUAGUCGCGGAACUGUUUGCAUGUAGAGCCUAAGUAUUGUUGAUAGAAUAAUCAACUUGUUUUCUAGUAGAAAGAUAUAAGUUUCUAGUAUAUUCAAGUCCCUAGACACGUAACCUCCUUGGAGGUUUAUAUUUAAAUUGAAAUGGCUACUGAUAAAGUAACUUUGAGCGAUGCUUUAUCCAAUGUUGAUGUGCUUGAUGAAUUUACAUUACCAGAUGAACAACCAUGUAUCGAAGCGCAACCAUGUUCUGUAGUAUAUUUAGCCAAUUUUGAUACUAAUUUUGAAGAUAGAAAUGGUUUUGUUACCGGGAUUGCCAAGUACAUUGAGGAAGCUACGGUUCAUGCAAGUUUGAACGAAUUGUUAGAGGAAGGUUUGAAACAUGCUGUAAUGUUAUAUACAUGGAGAUGUUGCUCGCGUGCAAUUCCUCAACCAAAAUCUAACGAACAACCAAAUAGAGUAGAGAUUUAUGAAAAGACAGUAGAGGUAUUAGCACCAGAAGUAAAUAAGUUAUUAAAUUUUAUGUACUUUCAAAGAAAGGCAAUUGAAAGAUUUUCGGGCGAAGUGAAACGCUUGUGUCAUCACGAGAAAAGGAAAGACUUUGUUUCCGAAGCAUAUCUGCUUACUUUAGGAAAAUUUAUCAAUAUGUUCGCAGUUUUGGACGAACUGAAGAAUAUGAAAUCUAGCGUGAAAAAUGAUUAUUCUACCUAUAGAAGAGCUGCCCAAUUUCUUAAAGUCAUGUCUGAUUCACAGACAUUACAAGAAUCACAAAACUUAUCAAUGUUUUUAGCUACACAGAAUAAAAUUCGUGAUACUGUAAAAGAGAAUUUAGAAAAAAUUGCAGGAUAUGAAGAAUUACUUGCAGAUGUUGUCAAUAUAUGUGUUCAUAUGUUCGAGACUAAGAUGUAUUUAACACCGAACGAAAAGCAUAUGUUGGUAAAAGUCAUGGGAUUUGGCCUAUUUUUGAUGGACAGUGAAUUAUGCAACAUUAAUAAACUAGAUCAAAAAAAGAAACUAAAGUUAGAUAGAAUUGAUAGAAUUUUUAAAAACUUAGAGGUAGUGCCGUUGUUUGGUGAUAUGCAAAUUGCACCCUUUAAUUACAUCAAACGGUCUAAACAUUUUGAUGCAUCAAGGUGGCCAUUGUCUUCGUCAUCAAAUAGUAUAAGCCCGCAAGCGGAUCUUAUGGUACACCUUCCACAAAUUAGGGAAGAUCAUGUAAAAUACAUUAGCGAAUUAGCAAGAUACAGUAAUGAAGUGACUACAACAUACAAAGAAUGCGGGAGUGACACAGAAAAUCGAGAAACUGCUGAAUUAGCAUUACGUGGAUUGCAAUUACUUUCUCAAUGGACAAGCGUAGUAACGGAACUUUAUAGUUGGAAACUUCUUCACCCCACCGACCAUCAUAUGAAUAAGGAGUGCCCACAAGAAGCUGAAGAAUACGAAAGGGCUACACGUUACAAUUACACAGAUGAAGAGAAAUUUGCUUUGAUAGAAGUUAUAGCAAUGAUCAAGGGAUUGCAAGUGCUAAUGGCACGUAUUGAAACUGUUUUUAUUGAUGCAAUACGUAGAAAUAUAUACGCGGAAUUACAAGAUUUCGUGCAACUUUCUCUACGAGAACCAUUGCGUAAGGCAAUAAAAAAUAAAAAAGAUCUAAUUAGGAGUAUAAUUGUAUCCGUAAGAGAAACUUGCGCAGAUUGGCAUUUUGGAGUGGAGCCAUUAGGGGAUCCUGCACUGAAAGGAAAGAAAGAUCCUGAUAAUGGGUUUGGUAUAAAGGUACCACGGAGAAAUGUUGGGCCUUCUUCAACACAGCUUUAUAUGGUUCGUACUAUGUUAGAAUCAUUAAUUGCUGAUAAGAGUGGCGGUAAGCGUACAUUGAGAAAAGAUAUCGAUGGUCAAUACCUUGUACAAAUUGAUCAGUUUCAUAAAACUAGUUUUUAUUGGAGUUAUCUCUUAAAUUUUAGUGAAUCAUUACAAGACUGUUGUGAUUUAUCCCAAUUAUGGUACAGAGAAUUUUACUUAGAAAUGACCAUGGGCCGAAAAAUACAGAAAUGCCAAGUACGUCAUCAACAUAAUGAGGAAUGCAGCGACUUGAUCACCAUGGAGAAACGUAUCCAGUUCCCUAUUGAAAUGUCUAUGCCAUGGAUAUUGACUGAUCACAUAUUACGAAGUAAAGAACCAUCAAUGAUGGAGUAUGUUUUAUAUCCACUUGAUCUGUACAAUGAUAGCGCACUGUAUGCUCUAACAAUAUUUCGUAAACAAUUUCUUUACGAUGAAGUAGAAGCUGAGGUCAAUUUAUGUUUUGAUCAAUUUGUUUACAAACUUAGCGAACAAAUUUUUGCUCAUUACAAACAAUUGGCUGCAAGUAUAUUGCUGGAUAAAAGGUUCCGAGUUGAGUGCGUUGCUUUGGGGGCAUAUUUACUUCCAUACCCACGUGCCAACAGAUACGAAACUUUAUUAAAACAAAGACACGUUCAGUUAUUGGGACGAAGUAUUGAUUUGAACAAGUUAAUUACGCAACGUAUUAAUGCUGAUAUGCAAAAAUCAUUGGAUUUGGCAAUUAGUAAAUUUGAAUCCGGUGAUAUUACUGGAGUCGUGGAAUUAGAAGGACUUUUGCAAGUUAAUCGUCUUACUCACAAACUUUUAAGUAAAUGGCUUGCCUUGGAUGAAUAUGACGCAAUGUUUAGAGAAGCAAAUCAUAAUGUUCUAGCCCCGUAUGGAAGAAUCACGCUUCAUGUAUUUUGGGAACUAAAUUAUGACUUUUUACCAAAUUAUUGUUAUAACGCAGCAACAAAUAGGUUUGUAAAAUGUCGUGGACUUCAAUUUGUGCAACCAGUACAUAGGGACAAGCCUCCACAAAUGUCCCCCCACUACCUUUGGGGAAGUAAACAUUUAAAUUUAGCAUAUAGUACACAGUAUGGGCAAUAUUCAGGAUUUGUUGGUCCACAACACUUUCGUACAAUGUGUAAACUUCUUGGGUAUCAAGGUAUCGCAGUAGUGAUGGAAGAACUUUUGAAAAUUGUGAAGUCUUUAAUUCAAGGAAGCUUACAUCAAUUCACUAAGACUUUAAUGGAAGCAAUGCCAAAAGUCUGUAAGCUGCCAAGAUACGAUUAUGGAUCGCCGGGUGUUCUGGGAUAUUACCAUGCUCAAUUAAACGACAUUGUGCAAUAUCCUGACGCAAAAACCGAGCUGUUUCAUAAUUUUCGCGAGUUCGGUAACACAAUUUUAUUUUGUCUCUUAAUGGAACAAGCUUUAUCGCAAGAAGAAGUUUGCGAUUUAUUACAUGCAGCACCGUUUCAAAAUAUACUGCCUAGACCUUACUGCAAAGAGGGUGAGAAACCGGAAACCAAGCAAAAGCGACUUGAAGCUAAAUACGCAGCCUUACAAAUUGUUCCAAAUGUAGAUAAACUAGGUACAGCUAAGCAAGCAAUGAUUGCCAGGGAGGGCGAUUUAUUAACACGAGAACGGCUUUGUUGCGGUUUGUCGAUAUUUGAUGUGGUACUCGGUAGAUUGCGCAGUUUCUUAGAUGACCCUAUUUGGGUUGGCCCACCUCCUGCAAACGGAGUAAUGAAUGUCGAUGAGUGCACAGAAUUUCAUAGAUUAUGGAGUGCACUACAAUUCGUAUAUUGUAUUCCUGUUGGUGAAACAGAAUUUACUGUCGAGGAAUUAUUUGGCGAGGGCUUACAUUGGGCUGGAUGUGCUAUGAUAGUAUUACUUGGUCAGCAGAGGCGAUUUGAGGCUCUUGAUUUUUGUUAUCAUAUUCUGAGAGUACAACGUGUAGAUGGUAAGGACGAAAAUGUUAAAGGAAUUCAUUUGAAAAGAAUGGUGGAUAGAAUCAGAAGAUUCCAAGUAUUAAAUUCGCAAAUUUUUGCUGUAUUAAAUAAGUAUUUGAAGAGCGGGGAUGGCGAUGCAACAAGCGUUGAACACGUCCGAUGCUUUCCACCUCCUAUUCAUCCCUCGCUUGCUCAUGCACAGCAGCAACAUUAUCAUACGCCAGAAUACUUGCGUCAAAUGAAUCAUCAGUAA
Messenger RNA from Colletes gigas, 4278 nucleotides. RefSeq names its product cytoplasmic FMR1-interacting protein (gene Sra-1). Gene Ontology annotation, biological process: regulation of translation; regulation of actin filament polymerization; cell projection assembly. Bases 400 to 4278 code for a protein of 1292 amino acids. Gene Ontology annotation, cellular component: SCAR complex; synapse; neuron projection. NCBI's taxonomy places the organism in Eukaryota, Metazoa, Arthropoda, Insecta, Hymenoptera, Colletidae. The record is from RefSeq and is a predicted model, not a curated record. The transcript has 20 exons. Gene Ontology annotation, molecular function: RNA 7-methylguanosine cap binding; small GTPase binding.